This is a messenger RNA of Ostertagia ostertagi, 735 nucleotides long. The record is from the annotation of a GenBank genome assembly. NCBI's taxonomy places the organism in Eukaryota, Metazoa, Nematoda, Chromadorea, Rhabditida, Trichostrongylidae.
AUGGCCAUCAUUGCACCAAUUUAUUUCCUUUUCUUUGAUCUCAUUUUUGGGUUUGUUCAUCUUUUCACAUCUCGAAUAUACGUCACUAAACCAACAGAUAGCUUGUUGAUGAUUAGUGCUACGCAAGCUGUACAGAAGAUUAUUAACCGUGAGAUCUCUUCUCAAGAACUCGUGGAAGCUUACAUCCAUAGGAUAGAGCAGGUGAACCCAAUCAUAAACGCAGUUGUGGUGAAGAAUUUUGAUGAAGCGCGAGCUAAGGCGCGAGAAAUCGACGCACUUCUUGUCGAUGCUACCGAUAACGAACUGACUGAGCUGAUUAACUCAAAGCCUCUUUUGGGAGUGCCUUUUACUAUGAAAGACGCCAUGAUGGUUGACGGCUACGUCAUCACUUGUGGUAUAUUCAAUCGUAAAGCCGAUCGUUGCAACCAAACAGCUGAAGUAGUGGAAAGGAUGCGCGCCGCGGGAGGAAUUUUGCUGGCCAUCUCGAAUGUUCCAGAAGUGUGCAUGUGGGUAGAGACGUCUAAUACAAUCUACGGUCGAACGUCAAAUCCGUAUGACGCUCGCCGAAUGGCUGGUGGGAGUAGUGGAGGCGAAGGAGCGCUGCUUGGUGCCGCUGCCAGUGUGAUCGGAGUGGGAAGCGAUAUAGGAGGUUCCAUCCGUAUGCCAGCCUUUUUCAAUGGUGUUUUUGGCAUGAAAACCACUCCAGGUAUUUUUUUUUGCUUCCCAUCAACCAAG